GCCGGGCCGGGCCGGGCAUGGAGCGGCGGGCGGAGCGGGGCCGGCGGCGCGGCCCGGAGCCGCGCUAGGAGCCGAGCCGGGCCGGGCCGGGCCGGGAUGCGGCGGUGAGCCCGCCGCGAUGCUCCGCCGCAGCCUGAGCCGCCUGUGUGCUGGCGAGGAGAAGCGCGUGGGCACGCGCACCGUGCUGGUCGGGCACCGGCCCGUGCCGGACACCGAGGCGUGCCUGGCACAGAAGUUCUGCGACAACAGGAUCGUCUCCUCCAAGUACACCCUCUGGAACUUCCUCCCGAAAAACCUCUUUGAGCAGUUCCGAAGAAUCGCCAACUUCUACUUCCUCAUCAUCUUCCUCGUGCAGGUGAUAGUGGACACCCCCACCAGCCCGGUGACCAGUGGCCUCCCGCUCUUCUUUGUCAUCACUGUCACAGCUAUCAAACAGGGGUACGAGGACUGGUUGAGGCACAGAGCUGACAACGAAGUGAACAAAAGCAACGUCUUUGUUGUUGAAAAUGCAAAGCAAGUGCGGAAAGAGAGUGAAAAAAUCAAGGUUGGAGACAUAGUAGAAGUGAAAGCAGAUGAGACCUUCCCCUGUGACUUGAUAUUCCUGGCCUCCAGCAGCACGGAUGGGACCUGUUAUGUCACCACGGCGAGCCUGGACGGCGAGUCCAACUUCAAGACUCACUACGCCGUGCGGGACACCACCGUGCUCUGCACUGACGAGGCCAUCGACACCCUCACGGCCACCAUCGAGUGUGAGCAGCCCCAGCCCGACCUCUACAAAUUUGUUGGAAGAAUUAUCAUCUAUGGAAGUAACCAAGAGCCUGUAGCCAGGUCUUUAGGUCCUGAAAACCUGUUGUUGAAAGGUGCUACCCUCAAAAAUACCAAGAAGAUUUAUGGAGUUGCAGUCUACACUGGGAUGGAAACAAAAAUGGCUCUGAACUACCAAGGGAAAUCUCAGAAACGCUCUGCAGUAGAAAAGUCCAUCAAUGCUUUCUUGAUAGUGUAUUUGUGCAUCUUACUGGGCAAGGCCACUGUGUGCACGACUCUGAAAUAUGUCUGGCAGAGUAAUCCAUUCAAUGAUGAGCCUUGGUACAACGAAAAGACUAAAAAAGAGAGAGACACGUUCAAGGUCCUGCGGAUGUUCACGGACUUCCUGUCCUUUAUGGUCCUCUUCAAUUUCAUUAUCCCUGUCUCCAUGUACGUCACAGUGGAGAUGCAGAAGUUCCUGGGCUCCUUCUUCAUCUCCUGGGACAAGGAGAUGUUUGAUGAGGAGAUCCAGGAGGGAGCACUGGUGAACACCUCGGACCUGAACGAGGAGCUGGGGCAGGUGGAGUACGUGUUCACAGACAAAACGGGCACGCUGACCGAGAACAGCAUGGAGUUCAUCGAGUGCUGCAUCGACGGGCACAAGUACAGGGACCGUGUCUCGGAGCUGGACGGCUUCUCCCAGCCCGACGGGCCCCUCAAGUACUACGGCAGAGCUGAAAAGAGCCGUGAGGAGCUGUUCCUGAGAGCCCUGUGCCUGUGCCACACGGUGCAGAUCAAGGAGGCAGACCAGGUGGAUGGGCUGGUGGCACACCCAGAGCGCAAAUACACCUAUAUCUCCUCCUCCCCAGACGAGAUCGCCUUGGUGAAAGGCGCAGAAAAGUAUGGUUUCACUUUUCUAGGACUUGAAAACAAUUUCAUGAAAAUACGAAACCAAAAGAAUGAAACUGAGAUGUACCAGCUUCUCCACGUGUUGAACUUCGACCCUGUCCGGCGCCGUAUGAGUGUCAUUGUGAGGGCCAGCACAGGAAAGUUGCUUCUCUUCUGUAAAGGAGCAGACUCCUCUAUUUUUCCAAGGGUGCAGCAAGAAGAAAUCCAACAAACAAAAGUCCACGUGGACCGCAAUGCCAUGGAUGGCUACAGAACACUCUGCGUGGCCUUCAAAGAACUGACUGAGAAGGAGUAUGACAGAAUUGACAGACAGCUCAAUGAAGCCAAGAUGGCUCUGCAGGACAGGGAGGAGAAGAUGGCCAAGGUUUUUGAUGACACAGAAGCAGACAUGCACCUGAUUGGGGCUACUGCUGUAGAAGACAGGCUGCAGGAGCAGCUGGCAGAGACCAUCGAAGCCCUGCACGCCGCUGGCAUGAAGGUGUGGGUGCUGACAGGGGACAAGAUGGAAACGGCCAAAUCCACCUGCUACGCCUGCAGGCUCUUCCAGACCAGCACGGAGCUGCUGGAGCUGACGGCGAGGACGGUGGGCGAGAGCGAAAGGAAGGAGGAUCGGCUCCACGAGCUGCUGCUGGAGUACCACAAAAAGCUGAUUCAGGACAUUCCCAAAAACCGGGGGGGCCUGAAGAGAAGCUGGACGUUGAGUCAGGAGUAUGGACUGAUCAUAGACGGCUCGACGCUGUCGCUGAUCCUCAACCCCUCGCAGGACUCUGGCUCCAGCAACUACAAAAGCAUCUUCCUGCAGAUCUGCCUGAAGUGCACGGCAGUGCUGUGCUGCCGGAUGGCCCCUCUGCAGAAGGCACAGAUUGUGCGAAUGGUGAAGAACACAAAAGGAAGCCCGAUAACCCUCUCGAUAGGGGAUGGUGCAAAUGAUGUCAGUAUGAUUUUGGAAGCACAUGUUGGAAUAGGGAUUAAAGGCAAAGAGGGACGCCAGGCCUCCAGAAACAGCGACUAUGCUGUGCCAAAGUUCAAACACUUAAGAAAACUGCUACUAGCACAUGGGCAUUUAUAUUAUGUGAGAAUAGCACACCUUGUACAGUAUUUCUUCUAUAAGAACCUUUGCUUCAUUUUACCACAGUUUUUAUACCAGUUCUUUUGUGGAUUCUCACAGCAGCCGCUGUAUGAUGCUGCUUACCUGACCAUGUACAACAUCUGCUUCACGUCGCUGCCCAUCCUGGCUUACAGCCUGCUGGAGCAGCACAUCAGCAUCGACACGCUGACCUCGGACCCUCAGCUCUACAUGAAGGUGUCGGACAAUGCGAUGCUGCAGUGGAGGCCCUUCCUGUACUGGACCUUUCUGGGCGCCUUUGAAGGACUCGUGUUUUUCUUUGGGGUUUAUUUUCUUUUUCAAAACUCUUCGUUGGAAGACAACGGAAAGGUGUUUGGAAACUGGACCUUUGGGACCAUUGUCUUCACCGUGCUGGUGUUCACCGUCACGCUCAAGCUGGCGUUAGACACCCGGUUCUGGACGUGGAUGAACCACUUUGUGAUCUGGGGCUCCCUUGCUUUCUAUGUGUUUUUCUCAUUCUUCUGGGGAGGAGUCAUUUGGCCUUUCUUGAAGCAGCAAAGAAUGUAUUUUGUAUUUGCUCAUAUGCUGACUUCUGUUUCCACAUGGCUGGCAAUAAUUCUCCUGAUCUUUAUCAGCCUUUUCCCAGAAAUUCUUCUAAUAGUUUUAAAAAAUAUAAAAGAGAAGAAUCAUCAGGUAACGAAGCGCCUUCCUUCCUCAGGAACAUCCACUAUCUUCAUGCUUUCUCAAACUUCCAGCAAUCACAGCUUUUCUUGGAGUGAAUAAGGCUGGCCCCUUUGAUCUGCCUGUGUUAGUGUCAUACAAACGUAUAGAGAAUGGUUAUGUGAAGGCUGAAGAUGCUGUUACUAAUUUGGCAGAGAGAUAUCCUCUCAGGAUACCUUAAAGUGCUCCACACAAACACUGCACGUUGCCAUGCUGUAGGAAACCCAUGGUUUAACCUGGCAGUGACCUGUGAUAGCACCAAGGACUCUGAGCAGCCAGGGCACUGGCCCCAUGCUACCCGUUAGUCUUUGGUCUUGAGGCUUCCCUGCCCUCCCAGAAAAACCAAUUCUGCCAAAUCCUACAGCACUGGAGGCUGAGAAACAUCUUUAGGAGUUCACCCAAAGCAGCGUGGAUUGAAGUGCAAGAGUGCAGUGCCAGCCCCGUUUCACACGAGGCUCCUGUGCCGCUGCAGAUCUGCCCGAGAGCAGCAGGGCUGCUCCCAGCUCUGCUCUGCCUGACCAAAGAAGUAGCACAGACUUCAACCCGGUGACAUUCCCCUCCAGCCCCCGCAGGCCCUGGGAAGAGGCUGCUCCCCUCGCACAGGAGGUGGAUGCAGCCCUGGACCCCUCUCCUGGUGCUGGGGCCGUGCUGCCACGGGCAGGAUCAGCUGAAAUUCGGGAGAAAUCUUUGCCACUCUCUCCUCCAGGUGGAGCUGGGAGCGGUCCGUGGUCUGUCCACAGCAGCGGUGGCCACGUGAAGAGCUGCAGUGCUGGGAAGUGCCAGAGCAUCCUCCCACAACCAGUUUGCUGAUGGGUUUAUUCCUGCUGGAGAGCGAAGAGAAGGUUUUGUGGCUGUGAUGGAAGGAAGCUUUCGUGGGGGAAAAAGGAAUGCCAGAAGCUGGGCUGUGCCAGACUCUGAGCCCCAGUGGCCAGGCUCCUGUGGCUGUGCCAGACUCUGAGCCCCAGUGGCCAGGCUCCUGUGGCUGUGCUUGCGUUACUGCACUGUGCAGUUGCUCCAACACUUCAGAGGGACAGAGCAGUCCUUGGCUGAUCCCAGGGACAUGGGCUGUGCCUGUCAACCUGCAGGUGUAUCAAACUGCAUCUUGAGUUAUUUGCACUAAGAAAAAAGAAGACAGUUUAAAAUUGAGUACAUUAACCUGAUUUCAUUUUACAUCUUGUUUUUUAAAUUGGCAUGUUCUUUUUUAAAUCUACCUGUACCAUGGUGGUAGGACUUUGCUCUUUAGGUUCUGCACAGCAAAGGUGAGAUGCCUGACUCAGUAUUUUUUUUUCCUCUGAUAGUUCAUGUGUGGAAAGAGCAGCUUCUCUGGUUGUGUUAAGUCAUGAGCAGUGGCAGAGCAGCCCGUGUGCUCCUGCUGGUUGGUGUGACGGUCCCUCCCUGGUGCUGUGUCCCAGAGGAGCUCCUGUGAGCAGCUUUGGGGCUGGUUUCAGGAGCAGCAAGCUCUGCACUGCCGCUGGCUUUGGUCCCGCUCGCUCAGCUGUGUGUCGUGUCUGUACAACAGGACAGUUUGGACUGCACAGAACAUCCCCCUCACCAGAUUUUGUUGAACUGCAGACUAUUAACUUUUGGAAGAACCAAGCCUUGCUCUCUGGUGCCAUCCCUGCUCUGUCUGCAGCUGGUGCGGCUCAGCUGCCGGCAAAGCCUCUGGUGCAUCGUGGGGAUGUUGGAUGGGCCUCACCUGAGUGGGAGAGGGGAGUGCACAGCCCCUGGGGCUGCUCUGCCAUCCCCAGCGUGGCAGGGCACGGGGGACAGGGGCACAGUGUGAUGUGCUCUGCGCUGGCACGGGUGGGGUCUGCGCCGAGCCAGCGAGCGCGGCUCAGCUCCGUGCUGCACUGCCAGCAUGUGUCCAUGGGCAAAGCUUUCAUUUUCUUCUUUUGUUUUGGUUUUUUUUCCUCUUUUCCUAGCUCAUUUCACAGACCUAGAAUUCAACUUGCAGACCUUGUCCCGUGCUCAACUUUCCUUGCAGAAAUGUGGUGCCUACAGAUCAAGUAUACGAUGAAUGCAAUGAAGAUGUGCUCUAUAUGCCAAAUCUAACCAUUCUCCUUAAAUACACGGUUGCUGACUUGUGUUUACAUAACCUCUAAAAAAUGGGCACUAAAAUGCCCAAUUCCUGUGAUUCAGAACCAUUCCAAGCCCGAAUGGUCCCAGGCAGGACACCUUGCUUCCCAGUUUGUUUUGUCAUGCUCUGCUCCAAGGGUCACUCUGUUCCCAUGGAAUCCCACUGGCGGUGUCAGUGGGAACAGUGGAGCCUCGUGUGUGUGAACUGUUCAAAUAAUCACGGAACCAGGAUAAUUUCUGCUGCCUGGCCCAAGACAGAGCCUUCUGAGAACCAAACCUUUCUCUGGGCAUUUCCAAGUGUCCUGUCUCCAGCUGGAACAAGCCAUUGCAACAGCUGUGUGUUCAAGCCCGAGGUGUGUGUGCUGACAGGCAGGCUGGCAUUCAUCUGGAGUGUUUUGAAUAGCAAGAAAAUGCAGUUUUUCUUGGGCUUGGAUCUUCAGAUGGUGCACUGGUGUAGUGCUGGGUGCCAGGACAGCCAGGCUGCCCUGGUCCUGCAGGAGAGCUGAUCCUCAGUGGCACUCAGCAGUGCCAAAAGCAGAAUUCCGGGUGCUGUGGUGGCUUGUGAAAUCAGGGGGAGCAGGAGACCCCUCCUGAGGCUGGAGGGGGGCAGGAGUGGCGGUGGGGCUGUCAGUGAGGCAGCAGUGGGACAGGGGUGCUGUGCUGGGUGCUCGUGUUCCUGAUGCUCACGGUGCUCCUGAGGUACAGCAAAAGGUCAGUACAGGCUUCUCGGUGGAGAAACUUGAAGGAAAAAAGGCUGGGGUUUUCUCAUAAUAAUUGGUUGAAGUUUUAUCACUGACUAGUGACACUGAAAGAUAAGGAAAGUAAUUAAGAUUCCCUCUAAAACUCCUAUGUGAUAACAGUGGAGCUUGGUGUAGUCAUAGCGACUUUUCAAAAACUAAUCCUAAUCAUUAUGAGAAUAUUAUAAAUGACUUGGAAUUGCAUAAAAGCUUCAAAUUAAGUUUGUAUACACACAGUUGAAAACCUUUCCUAAUACUUCACCAUUUAUCAAAUUUCCCAGCUAUGUUUUUUUUUUUUUUUAAAUGUAGUGUACAGAAAAUGUAAAUUAUAUACAGGCAAUGAGCAGAUACAUUUUCAGCUUCUUGCAAAGAAAAAGGACUGCAACCUUACAUUUUUUUCACUUAAAUGCAAUUUUAUACAUUUAUGUUGCUUUAUAUCAAGGAAAUUGAAUGUGAAUGUUACCUUUUAUGAAUGCAACUUGCUCUUUUUUCAUUACAGAAACUUUUGUUUGAAGUAAUCAAUAAACUUUGGUAUGUUGUUCUGAUUAAUAUA
This is a messenger RNA of Taeniopygia guttata (zebra finch), 6805 nucleotides long. It is a transcript of the gene ATP11C, whose product is annotated as ATPase phospholipid transporting 11C (ATP11C blood group). Gene Ontology annotation, molecular function: magnesium ion binding; ATPase-coupled intramembrane lipid carrier activity; ATP binding. Gene Ontology annotation, cellular component: recycling endosome; endoplasmic reticulum; plasma membrane. NCBI's taxonomy places the organism in Eukaryota, Metazoa, Chordata, Aves, Passeriformes, Estrildidae. Gene Ontology annotation, biological process: phospholipid translocation. The record is from RefSeq and is a predicted model, not a curated record.